AUGGCUUCGAAGCGGAUCUUGAAAGAACUCAAGGAUUUGCAGAAGGAUCCUCCAACUUCAUGCAGUGCUGGUCCUGUUGCUGAAGAUAUGUUUCAUUGGCAAGCAACAAUUAUGGGUCCUCCAGACAGUCCUUAUUCCGGAGGUGUUUUCCUUGUCACUAUCCAUUUCCCUCCAGAUUAUCCUUUUAAGCCACCCAAGGUUGCAUUCAGGACAAAGGUAUUUCACCCAAACAUCAAUAGCAACGGAAGCAUUUGCCUUGAUAUACUAAAGGAGCAGUGGAGCCCCGCUCUUACCAUUUCCAAGGUGUUGCUCUCUAUCUGCUCCUUGUUGACUGACCCAAAUCCUGAUGAUCCUCUGGUUCCUGAAAUCGCCCACAUGUACAAGACAGACAAAAACAAGUACGAGUCAACUGCAAGAAGCUGGACCCAGAAAUAUGCUAUGGGUUAA
Lathyrus sativus (Indian pea) is the source of this 447-nucleotide messenger RNA. The record is from the annotation of a GenBank genome assembly. Lineage: Eukaryota; Viridiplantae; Streptophyta; Magnoliopsida; Fabales; Fabaceae.